AUGAGCGCUUUCCAGAACGGCAUGGCGCCCGUCCGCGCCAUGGAGGACGACAGCGACGUUGAGGAGGAAGCUCUCGUCGCCGACUAUAGGGAGCAGGUGCAAUAUGAAGGCGGUAUGGACGACGUCGACCAAGCCCUCCUCGCCCAACAGACGGACGAUAUCCAGGCCAAGCUGGCCCAGGCUGCCCAGCCCCUAGAUUUCCAGGCGACCCUCGAAACAAAGUUCCAGAGCUACGACAAUUACUGCGGACUCUUUCACUUCAUCCUUAAUUCAGAGAGCGGUCCUGUAGAUCUCGAGCCUCCAUCGUACUACUGGGCGUGGGAUGUGAUUGAUGAGUUCAUCUACCAAUUCAACACAUUCUCCUCGUACAGGGCCAGGAUUGCCCGCCAGGGAAACAACGAGGAGGAGGCGCAGAUCCUGCGAGAGAACCCCAACACAUGGGGCUGCUACAGCGUGCUCAACGUCCUCUACUCCCUGAUUCAGAAGUCGCAAAUCACGGAGCAGUUGGCGGCUAUGAGGAGGAACGAGGACCCCAUGCUCGUGGCCGGUCCCUAUGGCUCAAAGAACCUCUACCGCAUGCUGGGGUAUUUCUCAAUUAUCGGCCUCCUCCGGGUCCAUUGCCUCCUCGGAGACUUUAGCCUCGCGUUGAAAACGCUCGACGACAUUGAGCUGAACAAGAAGGCUAUGUUCGCCCGCGUCAUGGCUGCCCACUUCACGACCUACUACUACGUGGGUUUCUCGUACAUGAUGAUGCGCCGGUACGCCGACGCCAUCCGCAUGUUCAGCCACAUCCUGGUCUACGUAUCGCGGACCAAGAACUUCCAGAAGAACACGCAAUACGACUCGAUCUCCAAAAAGAACGACCAGAUGCUCGCCUUGAUUGCCAUCUGCGUCGCCUUUCAGCCGACCCGCCUGGACGACACCAUCCACACCGCCCUGCGCGAGAAGUAUGGUGAUCAGCUCCUGAAGCUGCAGCGCGGCGGCCCCGAGUCGCUUCCCGUCUACGAGGAGCUCUUCAAGCUUGCCUGCCCCAAGUUCAUCUCGCCCGUCCCGCCCGACUUUGACCGCCCGGAGGCCAACGUCGACCCCAUCGACCACCAUCUGUCCAUCUUCAUGGAGGAGGUCAAGACAAACAUGUGGAGCCCGACGGUCAAGUCGUAUCUGCGGCUGUACACAACCAUGGACCUGAUGACGUUGGCCGGCUUCCUCGACGUCAAGCCUGAGGAGCUGCGCUCGUGGCUGCUCGUCAACAAGCAGCGGACUAAGCAGCUGCGCUGGACCGACAAUGGAUUGUUGGAGGGUGAUUGGGUCAACAUAAGCGAUCUCGACUAUGCGAUGCAGGGUGACCUGAUUCAUAUCUCAGAAGCAAAGAUGGGCCGCAAGCUGGUUGACUGGUAUUUGCGUAACCUCUCCCGCACAUAUGCCUGA
Canariomyces notabilis is the source of this 1428-nucleotide messenger RNA. RefSeq lists its product as uncharacterized. The record is from RefSeq and is a predicted model, not a curated record. The transcript is spliced from 3 exons. Gene Ontology annotation, cellular component: cytoplasm; eukaryotic translation initiation factor 3 complex. Gene Ontology annotation, molecular function: translation initiation factor activity. Lineage: Eukaryota; Fungi; Ascomycota; Sordariomycetes; Sordariales; Chaetomiaceae. Gene Ontology annotation, biological process: translational initiation. Bases 1 to 1428 code for a protein of 475 amino acids.